AUGAGCCAAGCAGAGACCAGCAUGGUGGAUAAAAAGCGGCCUCCGGUGAAAGUGCUGUCUGCCCAGCUGCGCUCCGCGGGACUCCGGGAGGGGGCAGGCGUGGGGACCGAUGGGGUACAGAUCAGGGUGAGUCCAGGUCGCUGUCUUCUUGUGUCUCUGGUCUGGAUGCAGGGAACGGUCCUGGACGUGCAGCUGGACCGCAACACGGUGCUUCUGAUGGACGAGACUGGUACUUUUACUGUGCAUGGAGUCAACAACGUUCCCAAAGGAAAGCCCUGUUUGAUACAAGGCAAAUAUGUCAUGGUGAUGGGUGUCAUCCAGGCAACGUCCCCGGAGCCAGUCAUCCGUGCAAUGAAGAUGGCAGACCUCUCGGAGCAGGCGGAGCUUCACCGGGGGAUGUGGAAGCUGGAGGUGGAGGACUUGCAACGGGUGAUGUCUUCGAUGCAGAGAUAG
Messenger RNA from Knipowitschia caucasica, 453 nucleotides. Lineage: Eukaryota; Metazoa; Chordata; Actinopteri; Gobiiformes; Gobiidae. The record is from the annotation of a GenBank genome assembly.